AUGCACCUACAACCUGACCUGAUCACAUACAACUCGGCGCUGAGGGCCUUGGCAGAAAGGACUUGGUCCACAAGCACCACUUUGUUCCAAGACUUGCUGGACAAUAUGCUGCAGCCAGAUGUCAUCACCCACAGUUCCAUGCUGACAGGUCUCCAACUAGCGGGAGAGUGGCAGCGAGCGCUCCUGGCAUUCAGCCAUGCACUGGCACAGCGAGUCCAACCGAACCUUAUCAUUUAUAGUGCAGCCAUCAGCGCCUUCGAAAACUCUGCUGACUGGCAGGGCGCUUUAUCUUUGUUUGCUGAUCUCAUCGCUGGCAAUCUCCAGGUGGACUCAACUGCAUAUACCUCCUUGAUGACGGUCUGCAGGAGAGCUGGCAUGUGGCAGACAGCGCUGGCUCUGCUUUCACAGGCACGAGAGCUCCAGGUCCUCCCAGCUUUGAUCUUGCACAACUGUGUGAUCGGCGCAUGCGAAACUGCAUCGCAAGCAAAGCAGGCUUUGAAACUCUUAGUUAGUCUUGGGGACUGCCACUUGCAGUCGGGCGUGACCACGUACAGCACGACCAUCAGCUCUUGUGCAAAGUCCGCAGAGUGGCUCCAAGCGCUGCUCCUCCUGGGGCAGAUGAACUGUGUGGACCUCUCUGCUAAUGUAGUGGCAUAUGGCGCAGGCAUCAGCGCAUGCGAGCGGGCCGCCAAGUGGCAACAUGCGCUUGAUAUGCUUGCAUGCGUACGGUCCAGCGACCUGCAAAACAACGAAAUCACCCACGGCUCUGCGACUAGUGCAUGUGACCGGGCCGGCGAGUGGCAGCCGGCACUACGGCUGCUCUCAGUCACUUCUACCAGGGCCGUGAAGCAUGACAUCGUCCUGCACAAUGCCGCGCUGGGUUCCCUCCGCGCAGGGGCGAAGUGGAAGUUGUCCGUCGAGGUUCUGCGCAACCUGCGGCCUGCAAGCCUGCGCCCGACGCUGAUCACGCAGACUGCCGCCAUCGCCACGUGCGAAGUUGCAGGAAGGUGGGAGUCCACUCAGCUACUUUUUCGAGAACUUUUGCCCCUGCGACUGGCGCCAGACAUUGCAACCACCAAUGCCCUGGCAAGCUCUCUCGAAAGAGGACGGCAGUGGUCCCGGAUACUGGGCCUCCUCAGGCCGGGCACGGAAGCAGAUUCCAUCACACUGAGCGCU
This is a messenger RNA of Symbiodinium necroappetens, 1176 nucleotides long. The record is from the annotation of a GenBank genome assembly. Lineage: Eukaryota; Dinophyceae; Suessiales; Symbiodiniaceae.